CUCAUUAGUUCCGUUAUUGCUCCAUAUUUUCCAUUUGCUAUUCCUGCCCAGAGAAAGCUAAUGGGAAACACUUGCUUCCUCGUCUCCCUUCUUGCGGUGCUGCUGUUGUGUAAUUUUAUGGCUGCCUUGUCUAUGGAGCCACCCAACAUUACCACAGACCGAUUGGCUCUUCUUGCACUAAAAGCCCACAUCACUCGGGACCCUCAAAACAUCUUGGCAACCAAUUGGUCGACUGCUACCUCUGUUUGCAACUGGGUUGGUGUCAGUUGUGGAUCCAGGAACCUCAGAGUCACUGCUCUGGACAUUUCUAGCCUGGGUCUAACCGGUACCAUCCCACCUCACUUGGGAAAUCUGUCUUUCCUCGCUUGGAUUGCUGUUGGAGACAACAACUUUCAUGGCUCAUUACCCGUUGAGUUGUCUAAGUUGCGUCGACUGAAGUUUAUAAACUUUGUUAACAACAGUUUCAGUGGGGAAAUCCCAUCUUGGUUUGGUUCUUUCACUCGACUUGAGAGAUUGUUUCUCUACGGUAACAACUUUGGGGGUGUUAUACCAUCCUCUCUUUGCAGUUUGUCUAGAUUAGAGGUGUUGGGCUUGUACUCAAACAAUCUGACUGGCCAAAUCCCUGCAGAAAUCGGCAAUUUUGCUAGAUUGAAAGAUUUAUACUUGGAUCAUAAUCAGCUUUCAGGUGCCAUACCCUCCUCAAUUUUUAACAUAUCGUCAUUGGAAGAAAUUGAUCUCAGCAAUAACCAACUCUCUGGAGAGAUUCCUAGAGCAAUCGGGAAUCAUCCCAGAUUGAUAACAUUAUAUCUAGAUACGAAUCUGCUCUCUGCAACAAUUCCAGCCAGUUUAUUCAAGUGCAAAGAAUUGAUAUAUUUAUCCUUGUCUUACAAUCGUUUGGAGGGUAGCAUACCUGCAGAAAUUGGGAAUUUGACUAUGCUUGACUCUUUGUAUCUCGGGAUGAACAACUUGGAAGGUGAAAUUCCCCGGCAGCUUGGGAACCUAACUCUUCUUACAUGGCUUGAUUGUUCAUUUAACAAGUUUACAGGUAGACUACCCAAUGAGAUUGGAAACCUGCAGCAUCUACAAUUCUUUGUUAUGGGACCCAACAAUUUCACUGGUUUCAUCCCUCCAUCAUUAUUUAAUAGCUCAACUUUGAGGGUCAUUUCUCUGGGGGUAAAUCGUCUCUCGGGCCAUCUUCCUUUAAGCUCUGAAUUCUGGCUUCCCAAACUUGAACAAAUAUAUCUUGAUGGAAAUGAACUCAGUGGACCAAUCCCAAUCUCCAUCUGCAAUGCCUCUCAACUCACAAAUAUUGACUUGUCAAGUAAUUCAUUUUCAGGAUAUAUCCCAGACAGGCUUGGCAAUUUAAGAUAUUUACAGUGGCUCAAUCUACAGUACAAUAAUUUAACUGCCACUGGAUCGAGCUUUCUCUCAUCUUUGACUAAUUGCGGAGAAUUAAAUACAUUGAAAUUCGAUGGAAACCCAUUGAUUAAUGGUAAAUUCCUGGCUUCAAUAGGAAAUCUCUCUGUUUCUCUUCAAGACUUCUCUGCUUCUGAUUGCAACAUUGAGGGUAGCAUUCCAGGGGAAAUUGGCAACUUGAGCAACUUGAUAAGCUUACGCCUAGAAAACAAUAAGUUGACUGGAAAGGUUCCCACAACCAUUGGAAGAUUGGUAAAGCUGCAAAGUAUUCAACUUCAAUACAAUAAGUUACAGGGAUCCAUCCCAUUUGACUUCUGUCAACUAGAGAGUUUGUACUGGUUCUCUCUCUCUGGUAACAAGUUGUCUGGACCGAUUCCAGCAUGCUUGGGUGAUCUGGUUUCUCUAAGAUAUCUAUUUUUGGGCUCCAAUAGAUUUACUGGUUCAAUACCCUCAACCUUGACAAGGCUUCUAGAUAUCUUGCAGCUAAGCCUGUUUUCAAAUUCUCUAAACGGCUCUCUCCCAAUUGACAUUGGGAAGUGGAAGGCUGUGACUAGAAUAAAUUUGUCACAGAACAGGUUAUCAGGUGAUAUCCCAACUAGCUUUGGGGAUCUAAAAGACCUAACAUAUCUCUCUUUAUCCGAUAAUAAAUUGAAUGGUUCUAUUCCCGAGUCCUUAGGACAUAUGGUAAGCUUGGACUUCUUGGAUUUGUCAAGAAAUAAUCUCGCUGGAAUGAUUCCAAUGUCCUUAGAGAAACUCUCCUACCUCAAAUACUUCAAUGUCUCUUUCAAUAGAUUACAAGGAGAGAUUCCUAAUAAAGGACAGUUCACAAAUUAUUCAUUUCAAUCAUUUUUGGGGAAUGAAGGGUUGUGUGGUGCACCUCGAUUGCGAGUUAUGCCUUGCAAAAGCAAUCUUCCUCGACGAUCAAAGACCGCUAUUAAGCUUAUGAAAUAUAUUCUACCAGCAAUUGCCGCAACAAUAUCAAUAGUAUCCUUGAUUGUCAUUUUUUCAAGAAGUAGAAAAAGAAAUGCAAAAUUGCCAACUGAUGAGGAAAAUUUGCAGCCUUUAGCAGCAUGGAGAAGAAUUUCACACCAAGAGCUUGCUCAAGCUACGGAUGGAUUUUGUGAAAGCAAGUUGCUAGGUAUAGGGAGUUUUGGCUCAGUGUAUCAAGGGACUCUUUCUGAUGGAACGAACGUUGCUGUAAAGGUCUUCAAUUUAGAUCUAGAAGGAGCCUUUGAAAGCUUUGAUGUUGAGUGCGAGGUGCUUUGCAACAUUCGCCAUCGAAAUUUGGUGAAAAUCAUUAGUAGUUGUUGCAAUAUUGAUUUUAAAGCCUUGGUACUUGAAUUCAUACCCAAUGGAAGCCUUGAAAAGUGGCUGUAUUCUCACAACCAUUUUCUUAAUGUCUUACAAAGGUUGAGCAUAAUGAUAGAUGUUGCGUCUGCUUUAGAGUAUCUCCAUCAUGGUUAUACAACACCAGUGGUCCACUGUGACUUAAAGCCAAGCAAUGUCUUGCUAGAUGAAGAUAUGGUUGCACAUUUGGGUGAUUUUGGUAUUGCAAAACUAUUAGCUGAAGACCAUUCAAUGAUACAAACCAUGACGCUGGCAACUAUUGGAUAUAUGGCACCAGAGUAUGGAUCGGAAGGAAUUGUCUCCACAAAUGGUGAUGUGUACAGCUUUGGCAUUCUCCUUAUGGAGACUUUUACAAGAAAGAAGCCUACAAACAACCUGUUUGAAGGAGAAAUGAGCUUGAAAAGUUGGGUGCAAAAAUUGUUACCGGCUACAAUAAUUCAAGUCAUAGAUCCCAACUUGCUGAGUACUAGAAACAGAGAAGACAACGCAAUAGAGGUCUGUGCAUUGUCCGUUUUGCAAUUAGCAUUGAAAUGUUCAGCAGAGUUACCAGAGGAAAGGGUUGACAUGAAAGAAGUUGUUGCCAAUCUGAAGAAAAUCAAAAUUAAAUUUUUAAGGAUGUCGAAUAGAUUUAAUCGAUAAUCCAAGCACCACAUAAUUUGUCUUGUUUUCCAAAAAUAAAAGACAACAAUGUUUCUCUAUUUAAAAACAACAUUGCUUUUUCCUUAUUUGAAAAGGAAAUUGUUUCAAUUUUUUUUAAAAGGCAUAUGUGAUGAAUGAAAUGGGUGUUGCC
This is a messenger RNA of Theobroma umbraticum, 3553 nucleotides long. RefSeq lists its product as uncharacterized. Gene Ontology annotation, molecular function: protein kinase activity; ATP binding; protein binding. The record is from RefSeq and is a predicted model, not a curated record. NCBI's taxonomy places the organism in Eukaryota, Viridiplantae, Streptophyta, Magnoliopsida, Malvales, Malvaceae. Gene Ontology annotation, biological process: protein phosphorylation.